Messenger RNA from Mercurialis annua (annual mercury), 1117 nucleotides. Its product is annotated as transcription factor MYB59-like. The transcript has 3 exons. Gene Ontology annotation, cellular component: nucleus. Gene Ontology annotation, biological process: regulation of DNA-templated transcription. NCBI's taxonomy places the organism in Eukaryota, Viridiplantae, Streptophyta, Magnoliopsida, Malpighiales, Euphorbiaceae. The record is from RefSeq and is a predicted model, not a curated record. The coding region runs from base 132 to 857 and encodes 241 amino acids. Gene Ontology annotation, molecular function: DNA-binding transcription factor activity; sequence-specific DNA binding.
GCAUAUGCCUGAUGUCGAAGCACACCAAAGUAGUUGAAGCAAGCCUUGUUUUAAAGUAAAAGCAGGAACUGAAGACAAGAGACCAAAGGUAAAAAAAUGAAAAUGAUGCAAGAUGAAAUCAGAAAGGGUCCAUGGACAGAACAAGAGGACAAUUUCCUGAUCAACUUUGUUCACUUAUUUGGAGAUCGACGUUGGGAUUUUAUUGCCAAGGUUUCAGGUUUGAAGGUGGCGGGAGGGACAUAAUAGGUUUAAACAGAACUGGAAAAAGUUGCAGGUUACGGUGGGUUAACUAUCUCCACCCUGGACUCAAAAGAGGAAAGAUGACUCCUCAAGAAGAGAAACUUGUGCUGGAGCUUCACGCUAAAUGGGGAAAUAGAUGGUCAAGAAUUGCUCGCAAGUUACCGGGGCGAACAGAUAAUGAGAUUAAGAACUAUUGGCGAACUCAUAUGAGGAAGAAGGCUCAAGAGAGGAAGAGGACCAUGUCUCCGGCAUCGCCAUCUUCCAACAGUUCCUCAGCAUCAAACAUCUCUACAGUGAAUUCAUCACUUUCCGUAGAGACUGGAGAAGCGAGCUUUUACGACACAGGUGGGCCAGAAGCUUCAGUUUUACAAGGAAAAAGCAGUCAGGAAGUGCACGGAGGUGAAACAGGGUACUCCAUGGAUGAUAUAUGGAAAGAUAUUGAAAACAGUAUCGAGCCAGUUUGUGAUGGUUUUAGUGAAGAAGGCUGCAAUUUCUCUUGUCCAUCAGUGGUGUCUCCUCCAUGGGAUUAUAGUGCAGACACACUGUGGAAGAUAGAUGAAGAGGAGAGCAAGAUGCUCUUCACUUACGAAUAUGGGACAAUGUUUCUAACUGGCUAACCAGAAAUUCUUUAUUUAUAUUUCUCCAAAGACCGUCUUGUCUCUAUGAGGAAGCUCUAACCUGUACAGUAUGGGUUUUCUCUAAGCUUUCUAAUGUGUAAUAGUCUUAUGCAAAAAAACCUACUUUCCUGUGUUUUUAGUGUUUUUCACUUUUCAGGGAUGGGAGAGAGAGAACUUUAUCAACUCUUCUAUAAGGAGAAUGUAAUGUCAAAGAUGUAUAAUAGAUCAUAAAUUUUAAUGUGGGAAUGAAGAUUGUGCUA